Molecule: messenger RNA, 1566 nt
Organism: Penicillium maclennaniae
Lineage: Eukaryota; Fungi; Ascomycota; Eurotiomycetes; Eurotiales; Aspergillaceae
Product: MFS transporter
Exons: 2
Coding region: 1-1566 (521 amino acids)
Biological process (GO): transmembrane transport
Molecular function (GO): transmembrane transporter activity
Source: RefSeq, a predicted model, not a curated record
AUGCAGACUGGCGAGACCUAUGAUGUGGAGAAAACCACGGACUGCUUCGGUGAAUCUUCAAGCCUGGUUCUGUCCGAAGAUCAGGCUCUCGCGAAAGCUAGAAGCAGUCCGAAUGAUGCACUCCCAAUCAUCAUUACCUACGGAUUCGACGAUGGCGACAAUCCGCGAAACUGGCCGAAGUGGAAAAAGUGGUAUAUCACCAUUCUCGUGAGCUUGCUCAAUGUAUUCACCACUUGGUGCGCCGGGGGUGUCUCGUCUGGGGCAACAGGAAUCCAGAAAGAGUUUGGAGUUUCUGGUGAAAUCACCACCCUGUGCUUAUCGCUUUAUGUGCUGGGUUACGCCAUCGGCCCAGUCCUCCUUGCUCCGCUGUCGGAAUACUAUGGCCGUCAGCCGGUCUACGUGGUGUCGUGGUUCAUUUUGUUCAUUUUCCAACUCCCUCUUGCGCUUGCACCCAACAUCGGAACCAUAUUGGUCUGCAGGUUUAUCGCGGGAUGUGCUGGAGGUGCUCCGUUGACAAAUACCGGAGGUAGCAUUAGUGAUCUAUGGGAAAGAAAUGAGAGUGGAGGCCCCAUGGCUGUUUAUGGUCUGAGUAGUACCUUUGGACCUCCCAUGGCUCUAGUCAUCACAGGUUAUAUUGGUCUGAACUGUGGGUGGCGAAUGAUCUUCUGGGUUCUCAUGGCCAUCUCUGGCGGCGUUUGGAUCAUUCUAGUCACCACAAUUCCUGAAACUCGUCAUACGACUGUUUUGCAGAAGAAAGCUAAACGCGCACGCAAAUUGAUGGCAAAAGAGAAUUUGCGAUCAGCGGAAUCGACCGUCGACUUCCAUGCCAGUGAUCGAAAAGGCUUGCAUGAUUUAUUCGCUAUUACCCUGACCCGCCCUUUCCGAUUCUUGUUCUCGGAACCCAUCACACUUUUUUCAGCGAUAUACAAUGGAUUCAUUUACGGUCUUGUGUAUCUGUUCAAUGAAGCAAUUCCUUUGGUCUUUGGCGCACCGAAAGGGCAUCCUUGGAACGUUGGUCAGCAGGGCCUUGCAUUCCUCGGCAUGGCGAUCGGGCCCAUCGUUGCCGUCUGUCUGUAUCCCCUUCAAGAACGAUAUUACCUCCGGCGCGUUGCUGAGAAUGGUGGCAAGGGAGUUCCCGAGGCACGUAUGUGGAUGGCACGAGGCGGUGCACUCCUCCUUCCUAUCAGCCUUUUCUGGUUUGGAUGGACCAGUUACCGAUCUGUUCACUGGAUAGUUCCGAUUAUAGCAUCAUCCUUCUUCGGUGCCGGUAUUUAUAUUGUGAUUCUGAGUAUUCUCAAUUACGUCGUCGACAGUUAUCAAACAUACUCAGCGUCAGCGCUUGCCGGUGUCAUUUUGGUUCGCAAUGUGGUCGGCGCAGGCUUCCCUCUCUUUGCUACGCAGAUGUACUCGACACUGGAUUUUGAAUGGGCAUCCAGUCUACUUGGGUUCAUUUCCAUCUUACUGGUACCAAUCCCGUUUAUAUUUUUCUACAAGGGUCAGGCCAUUCGCCUUCGGAGCCCUUGGGCUCGAGAACACUUUGAUCAAAAUGACGACAAUCCCCAUUAA